GCUCCGGACGCGCAGGCUCAGCGGCCACGGCUCACGGGCCCAGCCGCCCCGCGGCACGUGGGAUCCUCCCGGACCGGGGCACGAACCCGCGUCCCCUGCAUCGGCAGGCGGACUCUCCACCACUGCGCCGCCAGGGAAGCCCCAAUGGCUGUCUUUUUGAAUGUCUUCCUGCGUACACACACAAAUAUCGACAGAAAGCUGAAGAGAGGAAGUUAAUACACAACUUUGGGGAAACUGCUCCAUCGUCUCCUGCCAUGAAAUGUGGAGGCGUGGAGUCCCUUCCACCAGCACCUCUAAUUCCUUGAGAGCCUCUCUACUCAAGUCCUCCCUGGGGCUGAUCCCGUUGAGCUGGAUGUGACCGAAGUCUUGUUCUAUCAGACGCUGAAGGUUUAACGUGAGUGAAGGCUGCGGUAGAAAACAUCUCACAGGAAACAUCUGGGUUCUCUUAUCUGCUUCUUCCUUCAAUCUGGUGCAUAUGAAAAGAAGCCUGGCCACACACAGAUGUGGAUUUGGAAAUUAAGGGAAGUUGAAGAAAUAACAGUAUCAGUUCAGGUACGCUUGGGAGCCAAAGAAAGACACACCUGCUGCUCCUGCAACUCAGACCCGCACCUUUCGACAGGUCCAUCCUCCCAGGCCUGGGACAAGGGCAUUUCCUCCCUCCUCCUCCCUCCCGUGGGGACAGAGCUGGCCUCGGAGACCACAGCACACGGCACUUCUCUCAGGGCUGGUACUCCGGACGUACGACGUCAAUGUCAUCUCUUCGCCUCCUGACCGGAUUCUGAGCUUCUUGCUGGCUGGCCACGGACUGUGAGGACUGAAUUCAGAUGGCAUGAGAAUUCACCUGCUUCUGCCACGUUCCCGUUCACCUGCCUCCUUUUGCACACCUGAGUUCAGGAGCCUCAUCCUUCCACUAGAGGGCGUGGCGUCAUAGAUGCCAACUGUGCCACCUGGGCUGUCCCAGUGUUCUGACCUCAGCCCUUGAGAAGCAGGUCCUGUCCAGCGUUCCCUCACCGACGGACACCAGGGCCGUGCAACACAACCACCCACUGCAGGCCGUCAGCAAACGGGCUCAAUGAAGGGCAGUCAUUGUCACAGCAAGAGGCCAACUGCCAGGCAUCCCACCCAUCCCUGGGACCCGUCUCCGCGAUGGAAACCCUGCCGGGCAACACAGCCUGAGCCCAGGCGGUGCUGUGGACGAAGGCUGUCCCCUUAGCGGUGAACGCGAGGUGCAAAGCCCCUGCCAACCGUGUGUGGACUUGCAGCGUGGGCAAGUGUGAAUCUUUGCUGUUGUAAACCACAGAGACUCUGGGGGUAUUUGUUCCUGCAGCUGAGUAAGCUCUAAGUGCUGACUGCUGAUCAGUCUGUGUGACACAGUGGACAGUAAGUAACUGCUGAGUGCUGACCUGGUGACUCAGGAUGACAGGUGUUAGUGGAGUUCAUGACAGCAGCUGAAGAUGGGAAAUAGAGGAAACGGGAGCAUUCCCAGGACUGAUUUAGGAAGCAGAACAUUCCGGUAGAGGAGCUACCCAAAAGGCAAUGUCUCCAUCAAGCCAAGGACGUUUGUGGCUGUCUAUCCAAGGCCCUCACUCACGGCUGACACAUGCAGUCUGACCGCAGACGGCCCCGAGCCCGCCGCCCGGUGAGGAGAAUAUACGGCAAAAUGCUGAGCAUGGAGCGGAGACCAUGAACCCACAUCUCUGGAGGCCGACUCUGUGCCGUGCAUCCUCCAUAUGCAGCUCCCUGACCUCCCAGAACUCGGGGAGGGGGGGGUUGUUACUGUCCCUCCCUCACAGAUGGGGAAACUGAGGUACAGGAGGGAGGAAGCCAGUGGCCUCAGACGUCACAGCAGCAGGGGGCGGAGUGGGGCUCUGGAGCCAGGCUGUGAUCCCAGCAUCCAAGCUGCCUUCGCCUCAGCCUCCCGGUGAAUCUGAAUCUGCACCUCCAGCCGCAGUCUCGCUCCUGGGCUCUGCUCUUUGCUCCUCUGGGCCUCGGACAGGCCUCCUCCGAUACCUCUGUUACUUCAGACUCAGCGGGUUUAAAACUGACCCUGACCUUCACCAUGGAAGGGCCACCCACUCGUCCUACUCCAGGGGGCACUGAGAUCAGACGGGCGAUGGGCCCCACCCGAGGCCCCGGCCACUCAUCCCAGGCUGUGUCCCCGAAUUGCCGCCUGGAGCCUGCGACCCACACAGACGCGCAGCCGCCAGCGUACCCCUGCUGAUCUGAAUCACCAAGUAUUUCAGCAGUGAGAUGGGGGCAUGGUGCCCAGCUCCCUGAUUCGCGGGCUCCUUGGAGUGUGAAAUGAGAUCAGAAAGGCAAAGCAUCUCAGCAAAGUGAAGGAUGCUCUGAAAGGCAGAUGCGAUUAUCCUCUUCAAAUUCCCACUCCGCUGCUAAUCAACCAUGUACACUUGACUUUCGGUUUUAACACAGGAGAGAAUCAGAUCUGGUGGUCGUUAAGGUCUGACAUUUUAGAAUCUGCUUUUGCUGUCCCCAGCCUGAGUCUUCUCUAUGUGGUCCGAAGCUACUUAACUGCACACUUUGGAGGAUGAGCUAAACCUGGAGGCAUCUCGGAAAAGAUUCUGUGGUUCCAUCCUGAGGAGCUGGUGUCUCCCGAGGGGCCAAUCGUGAACCGAGCUCACACCCCCUCAGUCACUGCUGAUCCCGUGUGCUCUGUUAACUCCUGGACCGUGGAUGAAUAAGACACAAGGACAGGCCUGAAAACAUCGAGACUUCUCAUUUUAAUGCCUCAGGACUGACCGAGUCCGAGUACAGAAGGACCAAGAGAACAUGUGUGUCCAGGGAACAAGCAGCACACGCAGGGCAGCUGCUGUUAUGUGUGCACUCAGCCAGUCGGAGCCUCAGUUUGCACAUCUGUGAAACAGGAGAAUAAUCAAUGACAAAAGCCAAUACAGCGCUUGCUGGGAACGUGCACAGAGGGGGUUCGAUAAAUAUCAGCUGCUGUUGUAAUUGUGAUCGUUGACAGCGGCCCCCACUCAGCAGAGCCUGAGGUGCCGGCUGAACCACGGUGAGGAGAAGCUGACCCGCUGCUGCAGAGCAGCACUGAAGUCCCGGUGGCACUCGGAUGGCACAGGUGGUGGGCCGCGUGCGACUCCCAACGCAGAUGAGAAUAGCCCCGCGGGGACCGGAUGCGGAGCAGUGCUUUACCGCCACGGUCUCGUUUCACUCUUAGGAAUAUGCCCAAAAGAAUUGAAAACAGAGACUUGAGAAAAUACUUGAAUAUUCGUAACAGCACUAUUCAUAAUAGCCAAAAAGUGGAAACAACUCAGAUGUCCAGAAACUGAUGAAUGGAUAAGCCAAGUGUGGUCCAUCCGCACAGUGGAAUAUUAUUCAGCCGUAUAAAAGGAAUGAAUUUGUGAUACGGGCUACCACACAGAUGAACCUUGAAGACAUUAUGCUCCGUGAAAGAAGCCAGACACAGGAGAACAGAGAUAUGGACAGAAAUAUAGAAGAAUGAAAUGAUAGAAAAUCCAGGAUUCAUCUCAAAGUCAAGGUUGAUACUGAGCUGAUAAGGGCUGAAGCUUGUUACACAGAAAGAAUUUGCAAGUAGCUCACAGGAUCUUUGCAAAGUGGAUUCCAAGCUGAGCUCCCAGGAGUGAAUCCCUGCCAGUACCGCAGGGCCGGCCACCACGGAAGCGAGCACCUCCGGUAGGAUCCAAGGACUUCAAGUCUCGGGCGGCUCUCACGGCUCCCGGUCCCGGGACCACUCUCGCGGUCUGCAGCGUCAAAGCAGAGGCUGAGACUUCGGGAUAACCAAAUAUCGAAUGACGGCCCUUCCACCACAUUUUAAGUUAAUCACAUUGAUCCUGGAUCUCAACAAUGGGAUCUCAUCAAAGUUCUUAACAUCAAGGACCCUGGAGCUCGCCCGCCAAAGCGUUCCCACCAGCCCGGGCGGAAAGCGGUCUUGGAUGCAUGUGGGUGGACAGCACACGGCCUUCAGGAUGAAUUCUCAGUGUUUCCAAACAGGACAUUCGUGGGCAGAUUUGGGACUACAUGGAGGCACAAAAUUUAGCUGAUUUCCCCCGGCCUGUUCAUCACAGGAUUCCCAACUUCAAGGGUGCUUCUCGGGCCGCUGAGCAUUUCCCACGUUUGCAGGCGUUCAAAAUGGCCAGAACCGUUAAAGUCAACCCUGACGCACCCCAGAAAAACGCCCGCUUCUUCGUCCUCAACAGCAAAAAAACAUUGUUGGUUCCAACACCACGACUGAGAACGGGGUUGUUUAAUAAGAUCACACCACCCCCCGGGGCAACUAAAGACAUCUUGAGAAAAUGUGCCACCUCUCAGGGCGUGAGGAACUACAGCACUCCGGUGGGCUUGGAUUCCAGGGUCCUUGUGGACUUAGUGGUGGUGGGGUCCGUGGCUGUUUCUGAAAAAGGCUGGAGGAUCGGGAAGGGAGAAGGCUACGCCGACCUUGAAUACGCCAUGAUGGUGUCGAUGGGCGCGGUCAGCCAGGGGACGCCAGUGGUCACCGUCGUCCACGACUGCCAGGUUGUCGACAUACCUGAAACGCUCCUUGAGGAGCACGACCUCACCGUGGACUACAUUCUCACUCCAACUCGGGUCAUCGCCACGGGGUGUGAGCGCCCCAAGCCAACAGGAAUCGUGUGGUCCAAGAUCAGCUGUGAGAUGAUGGGGAGAAUGCCAGUCCUCAGAAGCCUGCGCUGCCGAGAGGAGCGGGCCGGGAAGGACGUCACCCUUCGGGAUACACGCCGGCCGCUGCCCUCGCUGGAAUCGGGCUCCGUGCAGGGGGAGGAUGUGCCUUCCUGCACUGUUUACGUUGGGAACCUCCCCCGGGACGCCCGGGUGAGUGAGCUGAAACGAGCCCUCAGCGCACGGGGCGCGGCGCCCUCACGGCUCACUUGGCAGGGGCCGCAGCGCAGGGCCUUCCUCCACUACCGGGAGCCGGCCGAGGCCUGGCAGGCCAUCUCCCGCUUGCAGGGCUUCUGUCUGGGCGCCAACACAGCGAAGGUGGCGCUGGCCAGGCAGCAGGGUGCCAGUGGCCCGGCGGGUGGCCGUGCUGGAGAGCCGCACCCUGACCCGUGACAUCUCGUUCCGGCCCCCGGUGAACUUCAGAGCCCAGCACAGCGGGAUGUGGUGGAGCUCUGCUGCACCAGCUGCUUUGAGUUCAGUCCUCUCCAGGAAGUCAGAGCUUCAGUUGCUGCCUGGUAUCUCCUGAGGAGCAGGGAAGUCAGCUGUGCUAUACUUCCCAUCUUCUGAAGUUGGAAAGGUCCACGUUCAGGCUUCGGCUUAUCCUGGUCGUUCAGCCUGGUGGAUGUCACAGCCCUGCUGGUGUCUUGGUUUAGGGGACUGAGUGGGCAAUAAACAAGUAGGAGUAAAUGCUGACCGCAAUUUAGGGGAGUCUGUGUUUUGAACUUGAGAGGCGGGGGGGAUUAAGAGAAGGUGGACAGAGGACCAGAUGCAGAGGCGUGGCGGCUCAGAACCAGAAGACAUCCUUGUGUUCCUGGCUCCUUGGCCUGGCACUGCUAGAAGGGAAAAGAUGCAUUCGGCUCGCAGAAGCCAGGUGCUUCAGUCCCCAGGGUACAGACUGCUUGUCACAUCUCAGUCCUGGUGUCGGAGAUGGAGGCCAAUCUGACAUGGACCCUCGGCCGUGUGGUCUCACCUCUGUCGCCUCCUUACCUUUCCAGCCAGGCUCCUCCCUCGGGGUGAACACCCUCUGCUCUCGGCCAGCUGCCCCUGAACAGCGGGGAGCUCUGUGUCUAGGAAAUCCUGGCUUUCGAUGAGUUGUCCCAGCCUACGUCACACACGAGGCCAGACAGAUGCUCACACACUCAUUUGUCCACUGUCGUAUGUUUUCCGUAUGUUUUCUCUCCCUCCAUUUCUCUGUUCCUGAAAAUCAAGCUGGAUUUUGGCUGAACUGUGCUUUCUAAACAGAAGUGCUUUUGCAGUUGAUCCUGGGUGAAAAGUCAAGAUAAGCAUUUAAGUGGAGAUUUCAUUUUUUUCUUCAAAUGUAUAUGCACUGGAUAUUUUUAUUUUUUCACCAGAGGGUCUUACUGUGCAUGUUUUAAACCCAUUAUUAUGCCUCAAGGGGCAGGCCUUGCCUGCACUUUGAAGAUAAUGUUCUCAGGGCUCUCUGUCUCCCUUUGGAAAAGCAUUUUCUCGUUGGUUUUACAGUGAAAAUGCGGUGGAGGCUUUGGAAAGAGAAUUUGAUCCUUAGAUUUGCUCGGUUAAAUGCAGACUCUUUCCACAUUGUCAUGAACAAAACCAGGGGGUAGACUAUCUUAACACAGGGCAGGCCAGGCCCUAGGGCCUCUGGGCUCUCUCUUUCUCUGCCCGACCCCCGUCCCUUGGCUGGUUUCGUUUUGUCACUUGUGUUUCAGCUUGACCAUCCCAGGCUGACUGACUGCCCAGUCCAGAGUGGUGACCUGAUAUCUGAACUCCUUGCUCCGUUCCGGUUGGUUUUCCCGUUUUUUCCAGAAUGCCUCCUGUCUUUGGCAUGUUCUUGUUCCGUUUUGGUUGGUGUUUCUAUCGUUGACUUGCUACCAUUGGAGCAGUGCUACAGGAGGGCCGGAGGUGAGCCUGUCCCUGCCUUUCCUCCCCACUGUGCCCCAGCCCCAGCUGGGAGAACCACCCGCUGAUACACAGCAACUCAGGAGAAAUGCAAAUGUGAGGGUCUCCGUCAGAGCCAAGGCGAAGGCUGGGUCCAGGCCUCAGCCCUGGGGGCCGGUGUCCGGGGAGUCUGGCGCCAGCACCUUAGACCGCUGAGUUGUGCACAUCAGGGAUGAUCCCUCCGGCUUGAGCCAGGGCGCUGGCUUUUCUGUCACCGCCAGCCAGAAUAAUCCGAUGUCUUGAUACACAGAUAAUCUGAAUGCAUUCAUCAUUUUUUAAUACCUGUGGACAGUAGGUUAGGAUGAGGGAAACUAGGACCAAGGGCCUGAAAUAUAAGCCCUCCGGAUGUAUCACCUGCGCGCCUCCCUCCAGCCCCAGAGCCGUAGUCGUUCUCAGCGCCGCCAGGAGGGGCGCUCGGGCCCUGCUUUCCGUUCCCCAAGCUCUCGAGUAUUUGUCCGCAUCAUAAUUGUAUUAACUCGCAUGUUAGAAAAUAAUGGAAAAUGAGCACCUGACAAGUUGCUGAGACCGUAUGAACCCCUUUUAAGUGGAUUCGUCACGAUUCAUGGGUCGCAUCUUGUGUUUUCCUGAGUGGCGCUGCAGUUUGGCUCGCAGAUGCGAGGAGCUUCCUGCCACCCUCAACUCUGCAUGGCGAGCGCUGGCCCUGGGGCUUCACUGUGUCUGCUGACGGUUCCCGUGUGGCCGGCAAGCCAUGGAGCCUCUCCGGGCAUUAGCGUCCUCAUCUUCACAACGAGAGGGUUGAGGUGUUUGUUUCUAAGGCCUGAACGGUUGUAACUUUCUGUUUCUUUUGAGGCUCACUGCCCACCGUCACUUAGAUUUUUUUCUGUUUAUAAAAGUAAACUUAUCCCUUCUGGAAAUUUGGGGAUAUCAGAAGUACAAAGAGUGUCACCCCUCACCCCACCGCUUAAGCAGCCGUGACGCUGCCUCUUAUUUACUUCCAGUCUUUCCUCUGUGCGGUUUUAAAACAUAGCUAGGAUUAACAGCAUGGGCUUCAGAAUCGCACAGGUUCAGCCGAGAGCCUCAGUGUUGCCGCUGCCUGGUGCCUCCUGUCUGAACUUCCACGUGCUCAGCUGUGAGUGGGCAUAGUGAUAGGACCUCCUCUAGAUUUGUUGUUUUGAAGGGUGAAUAAAGCAGCUUGGAUUUAUUUCUAAGUCAUAGCACACGUAAAAAUAAAUUCCAGGCUAAUUAAACAUCUAAACAUAAAAAUGAAGGAAUUUGGAGAUAAUAGAAGAGAAUGUUUUCUAAUGUUGGGUUAGGAAAGGAUGGGCAGGGCCCUGAAUUUAAGGAGGAACUUAUUCCUGGUCCUCUCUUGGAAUGUAAGGUUUUGGUGGGUAUGGAAUCCAAACGAGCCUUCCAGGAUGAGCUGUCUGCGGGAUGCUUCUCCAAGCAACGGCAUUAACCAGC
Physeter macrocephalus (sperm whale) is the source of this 8007-nucleotide messenger RNA. It is a transcript of the gene MTHFSD, whose product is annotated as methenyltetrahydrofolate synthetase domain containing. The transcript is spliced from 27 exons. The coding region runs from base 4012 to 5061 and encodes 349 amino acids. The record is from RefSeq and is a predicted model, not a curated record. Gene Ontology annotation, molecular function: RNA binding. NCBI's taxonomy places the organism in Eukaryota, Metazoa, Chordata, Mammalia, Artiodactyla, Physeteridae. Gene Ontology annotation, cellular component: cytoplasm.